CACUUAUCAUGUUUAUAGUGUGUCCACCGCUACCACACCACACACAAAAAUGCUCAUAAUGUGCUUAUGGUCCCAGAGCCUAGUUCAUUUUCAGAUCCUAAAUUUGCAACAUUUUUCAUUCCAAUUUUAUCCAAACUAGCUCUUUAAAAUGACGACGAAAAUAUUAGGGGAGCAUCUGUUGUACUGGAGAGGGCUGAGGGCUCUGUGAUCAGACCUGGCUCUUUGCAACCACAAUGCAAAAUGCCCAUUUCAUUCCUUUCUCAGUGCCUUUGUAAAAUGAGUCAGGAGGGCUCAGCAGUUACUGUACAGUAUUUACUAUCCUCAGCUGUGCCUAGAAUAGCCACACCCCGUUCUUCACGAUUGGCUCAGAAUGCGGAAGGCCUGAACCUUCUUUUAGGUUUUUUUGUACCAGUGAGAAUGUUUCCCGGCCUGAUGGACACAUUGGGUGCCUCCAAUGGCAGCAAGCACUGGCUGGAUUUGGCAGCUCCUGAGCCUGCAGUAUAAAAGCAAGUAGAGGCAGCUUGCUGCUUCACUCUGAGCUCAGGCAGCUGCUUAGAGAAAGAAAAGAAAGGGAGGUAGUCAAGCAGGCAGAGAGAUCCCUUAGUGUGUGUUUUCUGUACCCUGGAAGUCGGGCUCUCUCCCAGCAUGAAAGCUUUCAGUCCUGUCAGAUCCGUCAGGAAAAACAGCCUCUCUGAACACACCCUGGGAAUAUCCCGGAGCAAAACCCCCGUGGACGAUCCUAUGAGUUUGCUAUACAACAUGAACGACUGCUAUUCCAAACUGAAAGAGCUAGUGCCCAGCAUCCCUCAGAACAAGAAAGUGAGCAAGAUGGAAAUUCUGCAGCACGUUAUUGACUACAUCCUGGACCUGCAGAUUGCUUUAGACUCACACCCCAGUAUUGUCAGCCUCCAUCACCAGAGACCAGGACCAAAUUCUUCCUCCAGAACUCCUCUGACCACCUUAAACACAGACAUCAGCAUCUUGUCAUUACAGGCAUCUGAAUUCCCUUCAGAAUUAAUGUCAAAUGACAGCAAAGCACUUUGUGGCUAAAUUCAAUGGUGUUUGCUGACUUUUUUUUCCCCCACAAGAAAAUGUCUACAGGAUUUUUUUUUUUUUUUUUUGAGGUGCUGAACUUAUUUUUCAGCUGUAUCUGGAGGGGGAAUCUACAUCUAAUUAAAUGGACCUUUUAAAACUAAUAAAGAAGAAAAAAACUGAGAUCUCUCCCCCCUCCCCAACUUGGACUGAUCUUAGCUAUUUAUGAAGAGACUUUAAAUGCCCUUUCCCUAGUUGGAAGGUGUCCUUUAUAUACUAUUCCCAGCAUGGGGAGUGAAACAUAAAAACUCACAAGGAAUUGCCCAUUUUAAAGCAGACUUUGCCUUUUUUUCCAAAGGUGGAGCGUGAGUACCAGGAGGAUCCAGUGUUCAAUUUCUUAGGGAAGUCCAUGGUCAGAAAUGACCUUUUGAUGCAAGCCUAGGAUUGAAUACUGUGUAUAUAUUUAUAUAUAAAUAUAUAUAUAUAUAUAUAUAUAUAUGAGAGUGAAACCUUGUGAACUCUUUAAUCAGAGUUUUCUUGUAUAGUGGCAGAAAUGUACAUUUCUGCAAAAAGUGUAAUGAUGUACUUAAUCAUGCUAAACUUUUUAUAAAAGUUUAGUUGUAAACUUAACCCUUUUUAUACAAAAUAAAUCAAGUGUGUUUAUUGAA
Messenger RNA from Chelonia mydas (Green sea turtle), 1700 nucleotides. RefSeq names its product inhibitor of DNA binding 2 (gene ID2). Gene Ontology annotation, cellular component: nucleus; cytoplasm. Gene Ontology annotation, molecular function: transcription regulator activity; protein dimerization activity. Gene Ontology annotation, biological process: circadian regulation of gene expression; negative regulation of transcription by RNA polymerase II; cell differentiation. The transcript is spliced from 3 exons. NCBI's taxonomy places the organism in Eukaryota, Metazoa, Chordata, Testudines, Cheloniidae. The record is from RefSeq and is a predicted model, not a curated record. Bases 646 to 1050 code for a protein of 134 amino acids.